AUGGAUUGUCGGAAACGCCAUCUGAGGGGAAAUCUCACAAAAGACGCUGAUUGCUCAUUCUCAAUUUGGUGCUCUGGACGUGAUACCUCUCAAGUGAAAUUAGUUUCAUUGCAAGCGGCUCGAGACGGGGCAUUAUUGGUAACUGGCCAAGGUAUUAGCACAUUUCGCUACGAAGAACCCGUCGUUACUCCGUAUCUUUACCCUGUCUACCGUCAAAGAAGAUCAUUCUCCGGGACGAUUGGGCAUGGUCCUUUGCGAUCAUUAAAUGGUGCUGAACUUCUUGAGGGCGUUCGAGAAGAUUCUAUUACUGGAAAGCAUCAGAGCUUCAUGCGUGUAACUGCCAAACAUUCUAACCAAGACCGCACUCCAUUACAAUUGGCUGCCGAACUUGAUGUACGAAAACUACAAUCGACAACUAACAUGUUUCUGUUAGUCGUCCGGGGCUCACCGAUUGCGCCUCACGAAUCGCAAUUCACCGUUUCGAAAGACGAAAACCUGAAUCAACGUCGACGUAUUUACCUCGACGGCCACGACGGAGAAUCAGAGACCUUGGUAUUCAAAGUUUACAAUCAUGGCGUUGGUGUGAGAAUGCAGCCACAUGAGAUCGUUGAUGCGGAUGAUGCGAUUCGCGACGCGAAUUGGAUCAUUGCUCCACGAGAAUGGAAAACUUUCAACAAGGGACAAUUUCAACAAUAUGAAGUGAAGGUCAAAUUUCCACGCAACCGAGUCCCUAAUUACACUUAUGUUUAUACAAGUAUCGCUGGCAACAAGAGUCGCACCGUUCGUGAUCGUACUGAUGUUCGAGCGCAAGGACAAGCCGCUUCCGCCCGCGCCAGUCCUUUCACCACC
Molecule: messenger RNA, 849 nt
Organism: Mesorhabditis belari
Lineage: Eukaryota; Metazoa; Nematoda; Chromadorea; Rhabditida; Rhabditidae
Source: the annotation of a GenBank genome assembly